CUGAGGUGCUAGAUAAUUCUAUUACGGAGUAAUAGUGUAAUACUUGUUGGCCCAAGUAAUUUGUGUUGAUCAUGAAAUCAUCGCUGAAUCUACUCCAACGACUUCCGUCUGCCGGUGAUCGCUCGUCUGCAAUCCUCUCAGGCUUCCAACCAUUAUUUAGCCACCCAUCCUUCACGAAACUUCUCGACGCUUCUCUGCCAUCUCGCGGGUUUGGUCCAUCCGCCAUUCUCUUUACCCAGUUUGGUCAUCUCAUUAAUGUGGAGACUUGCAACUGCAUUAUCAGAAGAUAUACGGAUUCAGGAAAGCACUUGUAUUCGGUUUUUGUUUACACCCAAAUGCACAGACUCGACAUUCGGCCUGAUAACUCGACUUUCCCAAGCGUCCUUAAGUCAGUAGCUCAGUUGUGCUACGUGGGGUUCGGCCAAUCAGUGCAUUGUAGUGUAAUGAAAAUGGGGUUUCGUUCUGAUAUUUAUGCAAACACCUCUCUGGUUUACAUGCACUGUGGGUUCGGACAGUGCAAGGAAGCUCGUAGGAUAUUCGAUGAAAUGCCUGAAAGAAAUACGGUUUCAUGGAAUUCGUUAAUCUCUGGUUAUGCACAUAUGGGGAAGUUCAGGGAGGCAAUUGAUGUGUUUCAAGAAUUGCUGGGGAGUGAUGUUCGCCCUGGUGAGGUGACUAUGUCCAGUGUUUUGUCUGCUUGUGCUCAUUUGGGAGCUUUGGAUCAAGGGAUGUUCAUUCAUGAUUACAUAAAAAACAAUGGUUUGAUGCUGAAUGUUUAUGUUGGCACUGCACUUAUUGACAUGUACGCUAAAUGUGGUGAUAUUGAUGCGGCUGAGAAGGUUUUUCUGUCCAUGCCGGACAAAAAUGUGCAUACAUGGAAUGUUAUGAUAUCAGGAUAUGCCAUGAAUGGAAGAGGCGAGGUUGGACUGCAAUCUUUCAAUAGGAUGAUCAUGGAAAAUUUCAAGCCUGAUGGGUUGACUUUCUUGGGAGCUUUGUGUGCUUGUUGUCGCCAAGGAUUCGUUGAGGAAGGUAGGACACUUUUUGCAAGAAUGAGGAAUGAGUUUGGGUUGGAACCAACUAUUGAACAUUAUGGGUGUAUGGUUGAUCUACUUGGUCGUGGUGGCUUUUUGGAUGAAGCUGUGGAGAUGAUCCAUUUUAUGAGUCUGCAGCCAGACCCUGCUAUAUGGAGGGCUUUGCUCUUUGCUUGCAGAUUUCAUGGACAUGCAGAAAUUGGCGAGUUUGCAAUCCAAAAGCUUCUUGCGCUAGAACCAUGGAAUGCAGAAAAUUAUGUGUUGCUGUCAAAUGCUUAUGUUCAUGAUAAGAAGUGGGCCGAAGUUGGAGAAGUAAGGAAAUUAAUGGAUAGCAAAGGAAUCAGAAAGGUCCCUGGUUGGAGUUCAAUUGAAAUUGAUAGUGCAAUGUAUGUAUUUCAGGCUUCAGAUUCAAUUGGUCCAGGAUAUCAGAAUGUUCGCAAUAUGUUGGCAGACAUGAAAGAAAAGUUGAAAUUACUUGGCUAUGAGGCAGAUACAGGAAUGGUUUUAUAUGAUGUUGAGGAAGAGGAGAAGGAACAUAAUCUGAUACACCAUAGUGAGAAACUCGCAUUAGCAUUUGGGCUUUUGAAUUCAUCGAGUAAUACCUUAAGGAUAAUGAAAAAUUUAAGGAUUUGCCAUGACUGCCAUCACUUCUUUAAGCUUGUCUCAGCAGUUUAUAGAAGGAAUAUUAUCGUCAGAGAUAUAUAUCUCUUUCACCAUUUUAGUGGAGGUAUUUGUUCUUGCAAAGAUUAUUGGUAGCACCCAAUUAUUAUGGUCCCUUUGUAGUCUAUCUGGGAGAAAUUAGCUGUUGUAACAGUGUCUGGGUCUGCAAAGCUCAAGCAAAGAUCUUCUACCUAUGUUAACAGAACUAGCACAUUAGUUUUUCCCUCACUGUUAUGAAGUGGCACUUUGCAUGGUUGAGUAGAUUUUGAAUUUGGAAAUUGCUAGGGAACCAUACCUGGACUUGAGGUUGUUACAAUUGGUCGCGAAGUGACAAGUUUGGCUCUGCUGAGAAUUCCGAAAGAGAUCAUUAACCGGUUGUGCCGAGGUGGAUAUGAACUCAGUCUUUUCCAUCUCAAUUUACAAGGACUGUUCAUAUUAUUGUUGACAAAACUUUUCCUAUGGCUGAUGUGCUCGUUCAAGGAUUAAGUAUAUAAUUUAUGGUAUGCAACUUUGAGUUGGGACUACUCAACCACUCAAAAAAUUUUCCUGACAUUCAUGACUACUUUAGCUCUUUUGUUUAUAUGAGUCUACAAGAACAUUAUUCUUCUGGUGGGUCAACACAUCAUCCCACAACACCAGGUGUUUAUAAUGCGCUGAGCAACUGUUUCCACAUAAAGUGAAGAUACAUUUCC
Cuscuta epithymum is the source of this 2380-nucleotide messenger RNA. The record is from the annotation of a GenBank genome assembly. NCBI's taxonomy places the organism in Eukaryota, Viridiplantae, Streptophyta, Magnoliopsida, Solanales, Convolvulaceae.